AUGUUAGAUGAUUUUAUCAUUAAUCAAAAUCAAAUUGAAUUGAAUACAGUCGAUUUAAAUAUUGACAAUGUUAUCCAUUCAUCACCAUCAUCAUCAUCAUCACCGUCAUCGUCAUCACCGUCAUCGUCUUAUGCAAUAUCAUCUGUAGAGAUAUGGGCACUUAUAUUAACAUUUUUAUAUUAUGCACUAAUGAUUUGUUUAGGUAUAUUUUGUUGGUUAAAUGCUAAACGUAAAUAUAAAAAUCGUCAAAAAUCAAUAGACAUUUCAACAUGGUCACGUUUUCAUAUUGGUCCUAAUCAAUUACAUAUUAAAUAUACAGAUGAUGAUGGUGAUUCUAUGACUAAUUAA
Molecule: messenger RNA, 348 nt
Organism: Schistosoma margrebowiei
Lineage: Eukaryota; Metazoa; Platyhelminthes; Trematoda; Strigeidida; Schistosomatidae
Source: the annotation of a GenBank genome assembly